GACAAGCGAUAACAUUUCUGAUAAAGAAUUGAGAUCACUGCAAACUAACCUUCUAUUUUUUCCAAUCCAGACACAGGCGUUUUUAAUAUUAAACACAGUCACCCCGAUUUCACUUGCAUAGGAGAAAAUUUAAAUCUUAAAUCCCCUCAAACAAAAAGAGAAAUAAUACCCCGAGAUCAACAAACAAACACAAAGACGGUUCAUGGCUUACGCCAAAGCUCCUCCAUCUUUCAGACUGCAAAGACUAUUGCAAUUUAAUCAACAGACAUGGUGCGAAAAAAGAAUCCCCCUCUGAGGAGCUUCGGCGGUGAGGAGCUGGAAGGAGACGCGUCCGUGGCGGAGUCGGCUAGCGUGGGGAGCGAGGACGGGGAGACGCGGGGCCGGAGCGGGGAGACGCGGGGCCGGAGCAGGGAGGCGGCGGAGCCCAUGCAGGAGCUGGGCCCGGCAGCCGGGCCGGUGCCAGACGACGAGGAGGCGCGGGAGGAGGAGGAGGCUCGGCGCUCGCUGGUCCCGGAGCCUCCUCCCGCCAUCAAACGGGACUUGAAAAGCGCGGCGGCAGCGGCCGACAGGCCUGGCUUCAAUUACGAAAGCCGCAAGAAGGGCGGAAACGUCCCGUCCUUCCCCCGCGAUGAGGUGACGGACAGAAAUACGCCGGGGCUCUCGGGCCCGGCCGCCGGGGGCCGGUCUCCGCCGAGAUCGGAACCAGAUGACGAGGGGGACGGGGUGCGGGACUGCAGCCCGGGCCGGGGCCCGGGGGAGGGAGGGGACGACGGGGAGGGGCCCCGGCGCUCGGCCCGGGGUGGGGCCGGGGCGGUGGUGGAGGGUUGCCCUGACGACGAGGCCGCGGAAGGGGACCUGUCCCCGGGCACGGCGAUACAGCUGGCCCCGGAGCCCAAAGCCCUGCCGCGCCUGCCCCUCCUCAGCAGGGGCGGAGAGGGGGGAGAGGACACGGCCUGCCUGCCCGGCGCCGACGGGGAGCUGGACGGGGGCGACCAGCAGCCCUCCUCUCCCAAGCUGCAGGACUUUAAGUGCAACAUCUGCGGGUACGGCUACUACGGCAACGACCCCACAGACCUGAUCAAGCACUUCCGCAAGUACCACCUGGGCCUGCACAACCGCACGCGGCAGGACGCCGAGCUGGACACCAAGAUCCUGGCGCUGCACAACAUGGUGCAGUUCUCCGCCCAGAGUCACACCAAAGACCUGCCCCGCCUGCACGCCCACAGCACGCUCAGCGGGGUGCUGCAGGACAUGGGCUCCCGACCCCUGCUGCUCAACGGCACCUACGACGUGCAGGUGACUCUGGGAGGCACCCUGAUCGGAAUCGGCCGGAAAACACCGGACUGCCAGGGGAACACAAAGUACUUCCGUUGCAAGUUCUGCAACUUCACCUACAUCGGCAGCUCUUCGAGCGAGCUGGAGCAGCACUUCCUGUCCGCCCACCCGAACAAGAUGAAGACGCACCCGCCCUCCGCCCGCCCCGAGUCGCCCGAAAAGAACGAGGGCAAGGGCAACGGCUUCCCCCGCGGGUGCCCGGACCCCGGCGAGGCGGGCCGGUGGGCCGACCGGGUGGCGGUCACGGCGGACGACGACAGCAUCGCCGGCUACUUGGUCCCCAUCCCGGCCGGAGACCCCCACGGCCAGAAUAACGCAGAGGGCGGGCAGGCCGGCUACUACUGGUGCAAGUACUGCAGCUAUAGCUGCGAGGCGCCCACUCCGCUACGUCUGCUGGAGCACUAUGAGAAGAAGCAUUCUCAGCCCGGCGGGACGGACUGCGCCCCUCGAGACGACCCGGUCCGGGGCGACCCGGACCCGCCCGCCAAGAGGAAGGACGCCCCGGGCAAGGCGGCCUCGGCGGCCGACCCGGAAACGGUGGUGACCAGCUACAACUGCCAGUUCUGCGACUUCCGCUACUCCAUGAGCCACGGGCCCGACGUCAUCGUGGUGGCGCCCCUCCUCCGACACUACCAGCAGGCUCACAGCAUCCACAAGUGCACCAUCAAGCACUGCCCCUUCUGCCCCCGGGGCCUGUGCAGCCCGGAGAAGCACCUGGGGGAGAUCUCCUACCCCUUCGCCUGCCGCAAGAGCAACUGCUCCCACUGCGCCAUGCUGCUGCUGGAGCCAGCCCCCGCCGGCCUGCCCCGGGCCAAAGUCAAGCACCUGUGCGACCAGUGCCCCUACUCCGCGGCCGACAUCGACCUCCUCCUCCUACACUACGACAGCGUGCACAGCGCCCACGGGGUCCUGGAGGUGAAGCCCGAGGAGGAACCACCCCGUCCAGAGGCCGGGGCCAACCCGGCCAAGGAGCCAAGCAACCGCUGCUGCACCAAGUGCGACUUUGUGACCGAGGUCGAGGAGGAGAUUUACCGUCACUACAGGAGGGUGCACGGCUGCUGUCGCUGCCGCCACUGCAGCUUCACCGCGGCCGACACCGCCGCCCUGCUGGAGCACUUCAACUCCGCCCACUGCCAGGACCCUCCGGACCCCUGCUCCGCCCCCACCAACGGCUGCUCCGUGCCCUCCAACAUGAGCAUCAAGGAGGAGAGCAAAGGAGACCUGAAGCUCUAUAGCCUGGUGCCGCCCGAGGCCCGGCCCGCCGAGGCCGGGGUCGGCCUGGAGGGGGUGAAGAGGGAGGCCCUGGACGAGAAGGAGCCCCUCAGGGAGAAGGUCUGGGGGGAGGCCACAGGAGGAGGAGGUGGGGGGGAGCAGGCACGCGGGUUGCUGUGGGUGCCCAAGGAAAGGGCGGUGGAUAUCUUGAGGGGAAGUCCUCUUCCGUAUGGCCAGGGCUCCUUAGGCCUGCUCAACGCGGUGGCGGUUUCUCAGGAGCCCCACCAACAGAAGUCCCCAAUGCUCAGGGACUCCCCCGGCCUGGUGUUCGGCCUCGGCGCGGACAGCAAGGGCUUCAUGCAAGGGCUGCCCGGAACGGAUAAGACCGGUCAGAUGACGCAGCAAUACAGCACCACGACGGACAGCAAGUCCAGCAAGGAGGAGUCGCAGUCACUUUUACGGAGACGGCGAGGUUCAGGAGUGUUUUGUGCCAACUGCCUGACCACUAAGACUUCUCUCUGGAGGAAGAAUGCCAAUGGUGGAUAUGUAUGCAACGCCUGUGGCCUGUAUCAGAAGCUACACUCGACCCCGAGACCGUUGAACAUCAUCAAGCAGAACAACGGCGAGCAGAUCAUCCGCCGGCGCACGCGGAAACGGCUGAACCCCGACUCGCUCCCCGCCGAACACGCCGGCUCCAAGCAGCAGCGCGUCAACAGCGAUGAGCAGGUCAACGGAAGCCCCCUGGAGAGACGGCCGGGAGCCCCCAGCCCCGACGCCCCGCCCCGCGGCGCCGAGCUCCAGCCCCCGCUGGGCAAGUACGAGGCCUACGGCCCCUCGGGGGGCAAGGGCCACCCCAGCCCGCACUCCACCCACGCCUUCCUGGUCAACCAGACCCUGGAGAUCCACAAGCGCAUGCCGCCUUUGCACACGCACAAGAGCCCUCAGGAUGGCGGGGCGGAAGGGAACGGGAUCGGGCCCGGAGCGGGCGCGGCCGCAGAGGGGAAGGGAGGCUCGGAGCGGGGAAGCCCCAUCGAGAAGUACAUGCGCCCCUCCAAACAGGCCAGCUACUCUCCCCCGGGAAGCCCCAUCGAGAAGUACCAGUACCCCUUCUUCAGCCUGCCCUUCAUCCACAACGACUUGCAGAGCGAGGCCGACUGGCUGCGCUUCUGGACUAAGUACAAAAUGUCGGUCCCGGGGAACCCACACUACCUAAGCCACACGCCCGGCCUGCCCAACCCUUGCCAAAGCUUUGUGCCUUACCCGGCCUUCGGCCUGCCUCCACACUUCCCCCCUCCCGGCCCGGAAAACGACAUCCCCCUGGACCUGGCCAUCAAACAUUCCAAACCGGUCCCCACGGCCAACGGAGCCCCGGCCAAGGAGAAGGGCCCGGCGGCUGAGCAGGCCCUGCCCUCGGGGGAGAAGGAGCCGGCCGACACGGCGUUGGCGGCGGAGGAACCCGUGCCGGAUUCGGCCGGCCCGGCGCCGGAGAGGGUGGAGCGGGGCACUCAGGACGAGCUGUCGAGCAAGUGCGCCCACUGCAGCAUCGUCUUCCUGGACGAGGUCAUGUACGCCUUGCACAUGAGUUGCCACGGCGACGGCGGGCCCUUCCAGUGUAGCAUCUGCCUGCACGCCUGCGCCGACAAAUAUGACUUCACCACUCACAUACAGCGGGGCCUGCACCGGCCCCUGAGUGAGUCGAACACCAACACCCCAAAGGAAUGAACCGGAGACGCGCCAAACUAGCACUUCUAGCACAACUAACACGAGGAAUGGAUCGACGGCCUGGACAAUACGCAAUGUUAAAAUACAAAAAAAACGCGUUCGGGUUCAUAGUGCAGUGGUGGCUUGCGGUGGUUUAGCCGCCGAGGUAGGGAACUAAUGACAUUUUAACAUUUAUAUGGAGUUUGAUGUAAAGCUAUUUACUAUUUACUUUUUUUUUUUUUUUUAAGGAUAUUCUUUUUGGAAAAAAAGGUACACAUGACUGCUCAUUGUUUCUUUUUUGUGUAAUUAUAAAACAUUAACUCUUGACAAGGCAGUUCAGCAAAACAAGGUACAUCUGCACAUUUGUGGAAUUAUUACAGUGGGGGUUUUUCUUUUAACAUGUCUGUUUACCGGCCCAGAGGGAUUUUUUCCAAACAAAAAGAGAACGUGUCCAUUUGCUUUGAGUGUCGGACACGCGUGUUAGGCACGCUCCUUUCAUCCUCACACUGAAAUCGUUUUGGCUUAACGUUGUCUCCGAAUAUUCACAUUGUCAUAAGAACGUCCUCAGGGAACGCAUUCAGCUGAGUGAGACAAAUUCAGGAUUUCAGUUGUAUUAUCUGUCGCCCGUUAACAUCAAACCAAGCUUUUGUGUAUGUGUAACGUUUUUACGUCUGCAGUGUUUUACAUUUGUUUCUUCAGAGGGACGACAUUUGUCGCGGAUCCAUUCUAAACGUUAAGCUGCUGCCUUAGUUGCUGAGAAUCGAACCUUAUAUCACUAAAGAAAUUUGGAAAGGAACUCGUACAAAAGUAUUUUUUUUCUUCUAAUUUGUUAAUAAGGAAAUCCUAAUAUCAGUGCCUGAUAUAUUGUAUUAAAUAUUUUCUACCUGGUAUGUUGAUAUGCAACAAUGAAUAUACAUCUGUUGAAUAAGGGCCAUACGUCUGGCUCGGAGUAACUGUUUACAUUUGCAAAUGUAGCAAAAAAUGUAAUGAAGCAAAACUUUUAUUUCUGAACGUUUUUUGUCUCCAGACGGAGACUAGCGUUGCUGUCGAUAAGUGGAUGCCUUCAUUUCUUUUUCAAAGGUUUAUAAGAAGGAGAAAAUAACUAUAAUAGCUACACCACAGAAAAUGAAUGCACUGUCCAUUCCAAGUCGUUUUGCCCUGUAUCUGAGUACAUGUUAAUGUUCUUUAUAAUACAUACCAGUUUAUUCUAUAUUUUCUUUUCUUCUGAUAACAUCCGAGAAUGAAUUUAAGGGCUGGAAAUUUGUCUUUGUGGCCUCCCCACACACUAAGUUUUCUUGCCACCUGCUUGUGUCACUAAGCAAUAGCGUUCAUGCCCGAUUUGGUUUAGUUUUCCUGAUUUUAAGUCCUGUUUUUGAAUUCCGUUGAAAUCCCAUAUUAUUAUUUUUUUAAAUGUGUUAAUAUCGUUUUUUUUUUUUUUUUUAAAGGAGUUUAUUAUGGGGAUUUUUUUUUUUUUUUUUUCAAAGAAUUCACAGAAUUUAUAAAGGACGGUGUGAUAAUAGUACAUUCUAGAAAUUUAAUGAAAUGUGCUUGAAAUGGUACACAUUGUACUGUUUGGUAACUACAGAUGUUUCAAUAAUCACUAAGAUUAUCAGGUGAUUCUGGUGCCUUUAGGGUGAUGGCAUAUAUUCAAAACAUGCACACAACAUCAUGUCAACACAAUUCUUUCACAGCAUUUCAAUACAAUAUUAACAUAUUGCAUGCAUCAAUCAACUUGACACUCCACAUCAAAAUGAAUUUUUUUUUUUUUUUUUUAAUGGGUUCACAUUAACAUAUGAAAUGACCAUCAUUCACUAAUAGUGUUUUUAUUUUUUUUCCUCUCCAAUCUCAGUGACUCCCUGCACCUUAGCAGGAACACCACCAUCACCAGUUUAAAAAAAAAAGUCUUAUCGACAGUGAACAUUUUUAUUUUUAUUUUUUUUAUUAUCAUUUUUUAAAUCUGAACAGCUAGCAGGGAAAGUGUUAAUAUGGAAUAUACCAUAGGUGUUGUGGCUCCCAUUCUGUUGUAACUGGUGAAUCACAGGGUUUUGCGCUGUCUGAUUUCACAGAUGGCCAGUUAAAAGAGGGCCUAUGGCCAGACUGAACCCCUCAGUUCUUGACUGAACCCCUGUGAUUUCCCAUUAUAAUUAGGCUUCUUAAACUGCGUGGAGCAUACAGUUUGGUCAUGUAUAGAUUUUCUUUUUUUUUUAUCUAAUGGAAAUGAAUGAAUUCCCAUGAUGUCUAUUAUUUUUCAGUUCUUUCCCUGUGCAUUGAAACUUUACUGUAACAUGUUAUCAGGAUAUCGUCAUCAGGAAACAGUGGGUGCCUUUAUUUUGUCUGAGCGUGCAAAGGGGGCAUCGACUUUUUGUUUUAAGUUUUGAAAGGCAGCAGUAACGAGUCUUAUACAUGCUUGGCUGGAUGUGUACAGAUACAUCCGUAUUUAUUUCUACGUAAACAGUGGGGAGAGAUGCUGUGGAUGUCUCAAGUUUGCUGGGUCUGCAAGGAGAGCCAGAAACCCAAUAAAGCCUUUGAAUGCUGCUUUAGUGCCAAUGCCUCUUGUAAAAUAUAAUGAAUAAAUGCAUUUCACAGGAGCAUUUCUAGGAUAGCGAAUAACAUAAGGAACCUUUCUUUUUUCUUAAUUUCAAACUAUUAUGUUUUAAUUUAAACUAUUUUAAUGCUUGCACUUCAGUUAUUCAUUUGUAUUGCCGAGGAAGAAAGAUAAAAUGUGUAAUUAGCAUGCUACAUACAGGUACUGCAUCUUAAUUAGCAAAAGUGAUCGUAAUAUUUAACGGACUUACCUUAAGGCUUGAGAAACAAAAAACGUAAGAAUUUGUAUGAAGAACUCCAGAAACUGUAAGCCAGUAAAACAUGGUAAACAUGGGAAAAAGGCAAAAUAUGUAAAUGUUUUAACCAUAAUUCUAGUUUUUGUUAAUUUUUUUAUUUUUUGUUUGUUUUUUACACUUUACAGUGCAUAGAUGAUGGUUUUAGUUAUGUUUUCUGCCGCCACCUAAACUUUUUUAUUGUGUUGUAUGUUCUACAUGCAAAAAAUAAACAAAUAUCAGCAAAGAUAGCAAAGAUGUCUGUUACAUCUAAACUUGAAUAAUAAUAAAGUAAUAAUAAAAUGUU
This is a messenger RNA of Conger conger (European conger), 7371 nucleotides long. RefSeq names its product trichorhinophalangeal syndrome I (gene trps1). Bases 268 to 4269 code for a protein of 1333 amino acids. Lineage: Eukaryota; Metazoa; Chordata; Actinopteri; Anguilliformes; Congridae. Gene Ontology annotation, biological process: regulation of transcription by RNA polymerase II. Gene Ontology annotation, cellular component: nucleus. The transcript has 6 exons. Gene Ontology annotation, molecular function: RNA polymerase II transcription regulatory region sequence-specific DNA binding; zinc ion binding; DNA-binding transcription factor activity. The record is from RefSeq and is a predicted model, not a curated record.